CUGAGCACGCGUGGUUCUAAAAAGAAUCGGAGGGUACCCAGCGUUUCAGACAGUAUGCUCUGUCCAUAUGCAGGAGACUGCCGAACUCACAGGAAGUCUUUCUCUGAGGUUCCCAGUAAUUUAAUAAAUUCUGUCUAUGGAUUAACCAUCGUAUGUGAGGCCAAGAAGUGUCAACGGGCACACUUCAACAUGUAAAAAUGAAAUUUCCAAGACCCAAAUUAUUUGAUGUAAAAUUGGUACAGAACAAGACUUUUUUGUGUCUAUAGAAGCAGAUGAUUGUAAUCAUAAUCACAGAAAUCAAUGCAUACACUUGGCUCAUGUCAGAGGGGCAGAUGAAGCAGAUUGUGGGCACUGAAGCCUCCUCUGCAUUAGAGGACACAGCUGUGAUGCAUUGCCGGGAUAUUCAAAUUAGAAGUGGUUUGUCAUCCAAUCAGAUUGUGGAGUCAGGCUGGCAGUGCUAAAUGGCUCAUAAAGGAAAAAAAAAGAAAAGAAAAAGAGAGGGCCUUGCCAAAUAUUAACAGUGUGGAUGGAGUUGGUUGCCAUGGUCGCAGCCAAUCAGGUUAUAGCUACCAAGGAAGCAUUUGCAUAGCUUUCUGAUGCCACAUUUCUAUUCCAAAUAUUUACAUGUACAUCAGCACAUGGUGAUUUCACAGCAUAUUAAACCAGCUUUAUGCUGAGUAUUUCUCAUUCUGCCUGGGGGUGGUAUCAAACCCUACCCUACCCUAGCGUAAUAAAUUUGCCCUCUGUGGAAAAUGUUUCCUUUGUAUAAAGUGAAGCAGCGUGCAGAAUUUACGAUUUUGUAAGAAAACUGGAGAUGUGUGUGCGUGCAGUUUACUACACCCCAUGAAUUAGAACAUGUAUUUUAGGACACGACCGUGCUUUUCCCGUGUCACUGGGCCAUCCGACGAUUAAAAGCCGUGAAUGAUCUGUUCUUAAGAUAAAAAGCACAGAGAGGAGGAGAAAAAGAGAAAGCAAAUCAGUGGUUGCUAAGCAGUUGUUUGAAGGAAUGAUGAGAAUGUGCAUUUAGGGAUUGAGGCGCGGUAAUUGACGGGUCCUUGAGGUGGACGAUUUCAGUAGCCACUCACCAGUUUGGAGGAGGAAAAAAAAAAACACGGAGUCACCUGAAUCCAGGAAAACAGUUUUCCCCAUGGACUCCCGCAUGCCGCCACGCUGGUGCGGUGGCCUCAGCGAGGAUUACUCAUCAGUGACUUGGUAGCAACGGACGACACAGAUACCGACACAAUGUCAGUAAUUACUGGCGUAUCUCCCUGCGGCACCGACGUCAUUUCUUCAGCUUAAGUUUUCCGGUCUCUCUUUUCCAUCUGGUCUCGGCGCCUAAUGCUCAACAGAACCUUGACUCAGCUCUGGGAUUAUCAGAGUUCUUCUUAAUGUGCCCUGAAGCAUUGCUACUGAGUAACAAGAGUCGGCUCUAUUCAUUUUUUCCAUGCGAAUUUUUACAAAAAAGAAUAUCAGUUUUAAUCAUAAUGUUUGUCAGCAUCCACCCACGGAGGUAUUGCCCCCUCACCAGUGUUUGUUCAACCCUGGAAUAUAUUUUGCAGCUUGUUUUCAUGAACACAGUUGGAGGAAAAAAAACUUUGAAAUUACCUGAACUGGGUCAAUUCUGGGAGUGACUUUUGGAAUUGGACAAAGGGACUGCCACGCAUUGUUAUAUAGGCCAUCGCUUAGCAAUCGGCUCUCUUCACAGUUGAUGCAUCCUUCUUUUGCAAACUAACUCGGGUGAAACAACGUCUGCCCAAAGAGAUGGGUUUCAGAAUUGGAUUAUUGCACUGUUUUGACGUGACUGCCGCUUCUUGCCUCCACUGGGACUCUAACCUAUUUUCAGACCACCCUGCAAACACCACAGCUUCAUAAAUAUAAAGUGGAAUUAGGCAACCCUUGCGCUAGACGCUUGUGUCUUUAUCGCGGGAAAAUAAGUGAAGAACUUGGCAUCCUCAUGCAACUUGAAUACGUAAACAGCAAGUUUUUGGAUCUAUAAAUUUACAGCAAUACUGAAGAGGGCACAGUAUGGAGGUUGGGUCUCAUGAAUCAGACUUGGAAAUGAUUUUUGUGUCUUCAGUCGCAAAUAGGUGAGAGAACUGACAUUCAUCUUUAAGAAAACUUGAGUAUUGGAGAAAUAUUUUCUUCCGUACUUUGCUUGAACAAAAGUGAAACUUGUCUCCUUUGGAAGGCAAAGCUAAAGCCACUGUUUUGGACUGGGAUUGAAUUUCCUCACAUAGUGUUGUGGUUAUCCAAGUUGGGAAUCUAUGGCAAGGAGAUGUCUGCACCAAACAACUCCCUUACCAGUACAGUGUUACUACCCACGAACCAAUUUUUGGUGGACGCACCUUGCGCCACUCAGAAUUCCAGCUCAGACAUCGGCAUCUUUGUGGUCUUCUUAAUCCUGGGCAUCUUGAUUGUCAUCGGCAAUGUUGUGGUGCUCGUCGUCAUCCUCAAGAAUGAAGUGCUCCUCCAGACGGGCUACUCUUACAUCAUCAGCUUGACCGUGGCCGACCUGCUAGUGGGCAUCAAUUGUGUCAUUGAGGCGGUCAUGCUGCGGGUGGCCGUGCCAGAACCCAAGUGGUGUCUGGUCCGCAUCGCCUUCCUGAUUCUGGCCUCCUUGGCCAGCAUCCUGAGCGUUUUUGGCAUCGCCUAUGACCGCUACAUCGCCAUCACCAACCCCAUGGUCUACACGCAGCGGGUGGGCCAGUUCCAGUCGCGAGUCAUCGUCACCAUCAUCUGGAUCGUGGCCCUGUUGAUUGGACUAGCCCCGCUGAUGGGUUGGAGCGACGUGUCGGUGUACGCGGGCUGCUGUCAGAUCCUGCGCACCUUCAUCGGCAGCUACAUGCUGUUUUUGACUUUUGCCUGCUACAUCCCACCACUGCUCGUCCAGCUCUACUUCUACUCCUGCAUCCUGCAGAUCUCCCGUAACCAGGCGCGCCGCAUCGCAGACCUCCAACGCAACACCUGCGUGGUGCGCAAUGUGCGCACCUCCCGGACCCACAAGGCGCUGAAGACCUUGACAGUCGUCAUUGGUUGUUUUGUCCUGACCUGGACCCCCUUUUUUGUUGCUCUGGCCAUCCACGCCAUCUGCGCCGAGUCCUGCAACCUUCACACCAUCAUCCAGGACUGCCUCGUCCCACUGGGAUUCACCAACUCCUUCCUGAACCCUUUUGUCUACGCCUUCUGGAGCCGGGAUUUUCGGGAGAGCAUGCUGGUGAUAAACUGCUGCACGGAAAGGAAUCGGGAGAGACUGGUCCGAGUCUGGACGAUCAGGAGAACCACACGGGUGACCGUGGUCUCGCAACGAGUCAGCAGUCACUCAGAGAUGAACACCAAUAGGCACAUUGUGUACCUGUGAUUACAUGGACCAGUUUGCAAAAGCAGCCACCUUGUAUGCAGAUAAACAUAUCUUACUUCAGUUCCACAGCAUUUCACAAUUAGAAAACCAUAAAUGGUCACUGAAGUCCAUUUCUGUACCAUACUUUUUCCGAGUCAUUUAAAAUCCAAUUCUAAACUGCCCUCCAGUAGGAAAUAUUUUGUAGUUUUUCAAAAUCUGCUACACAGAGCUCUACAGAAAGUGAUUUUGGCUGGGUUUUACACAAAAAAUAAAGUGUUGGAUUCUGAAUGAUAGGUUAAGCCAAUCUUUAAAAAUGAAAAGAUCCAGCUAUUGAUUUACCAUCUUAGUUGUUGCAGCAUAGAAGCUGUCAUGAUCAUGUGCCUGGAAUUUGUCCCCUCAAAAACUUGAGGGGAAACUUAAGAGGUUUUAUAUUUGAAUUAUGCUUUGAAAAAGCCGCAUCUCCUUGGUUCUCGUUCAUCGCCAAUAAAAAGGCACUGAUGACAUUUUCUUUAUUUGAUUUCCAAAAGCUUUAUACCGAUAAAUCCACAAUCCUUCAAUUAGAUCAAAACUCUCCCUCCCCCAAGUUUUUUUGCAAUUUUGUCUUGCAUCUCUAUCUCCAAAGCAAGAGUCUUGGUACAUGUACAUCUCGAAGCAGGGCUUAAUAACUAUUCACUGGGUAGGAAACGUGUCCAAAAUAUCUGUCAAACUGGUGAGGUUUAUUCGAAAAUGUUACACGUGCAAUCAACAGCCUCAAGGCACAAAAAGCUUCUGUGUCAUGAGUGCCCCCCAAAAAAUCUGACACACUAAUUGCUCACACCGUUUGACAAUUUUUCUUUAACUGUAACAUGUAAAAAUGACCUCUCUCAUCAAUGUCUGUAACGUAGUGUCAGUCUUUUUUAAAGUACAAAACGUGCAAUGUGUAAGUGCCACACAUAUUUAGAAUAUGUUUUAAGGUCUACAGUUAACUUCAUUUGACCAGUGAAAAUAUUCUUUUAUUUGAUAAAGUUAUUUAUUAAUGCAUUCUAACUGCAUUUAUGCUUCUGACGUAAAAAUUGUAUCUGAAAUGUGGCAAAGCUUUUUUUAAUACUCUUGUGAACUGAAACAACAGUUAGAAUAACUAGCUUUUAAAAAUUUUGCACCAAAAAUUGUUUAUAAAUAUGAAGGAAAGUUUGAGAGCGUCAAACACCAAUGACAGUCAAAGCUAGUAAGAACAGUUACUAUGAAAGAUUCUUAUGUGAUAUGAAAAAAGAGUAACUACAAAAAUUGUUAGUUUUUGAAAUGUUUUUUUUCACAUGUUGGUAUCCAACAAUAAAAUUUGUGUAUUCUGUCCAUUUGGGAA
Acanthaster planci (crown-of-thorns starfish) is the source of this 4676-nucleotide messenger RNA. RefSeq names its product glucose-dependent insulinotropic receptor-like. Lineage: Eukaryota; Metazoa; Echinodermata; Asteroidea; Valvatida; Acanthasteridae. Gene Ontology annotation, cellular component: membrane. Gene Ontology annotation, biological process: G protein-coupled receptor signaling pathway. Gene Ontology annotation, molecular function: G protein-coupled receptor activity. The record is from RefSeq and is a predicted model, not a curated record.